Messenger RNA from Morus notabilis, 2561 nucleotides. Its product is annotated as integrator complex subunit 9 homolog. NCBI's taxonomy places the organism in Eukaryota, Viridiplantae, Streptophyta, Magnoliopsida, Rosales, Moraceae. The transcript is spliced from 12 exons. Gene Ontology annotation, cellular component: integrator complex. Bases 380 to 2410 code for a protein of 676 amino acids. Gene Ontology annotation, biological process: snRNA processing. The record is from RefSeq and is a predicted model, not a curated record.
CUCUAGUGAACGCCGUUGGUUGCUCUGGUGAACCAACUCCGAUCUGUGUCGUUCUCCAGCUGAUUUCACAGUUGUUCGACGCCCGUUUCUUCUGUUCACGACAGCGUUCUCUGCGUUUUGUUCUUCGAUUGUUCCUACCGUAUUCAGCGGUUUGUUUGAGUCUUUGGUGGUCAGAAGGAUUGUCGUUGAGAACCAUUUCGCUACUCCCUUUUCCAUAUCAAAUAUGACGAUAUUCUCAACAAUUCUUGUUAUUCUUAACAUCCUUGGAAAUUGCUAUUGCCUAGCACAAAGCUUCUUGAGGGGAAAAUAGCUGGCCCGCUUGUCGCUGCUUGAAUUUUCAGUGUGGGUUUUUCAAAACAUCCCUCUAACUUCAGUUUCAAUGAAGUUUACGUGUUUGAGUAAAGGUGGUGGUUUCCAUUUCCCACCAUGUCACAUACUCGAAAUUUCUGGUUUUAGGAUUUUAUUCGAUGUCCCGUUGGACCUCUCAGCUCUUACGAUCUUCUCUCCUAUCCCAAUUGGUUUUGAGGAGCCUCUAUGUUCGCCAGAAUCCGAUAUUCCAAUAAGACAAGAAAUUGAAACCCCCUUUAGUGCCAAGGACUUGAUUUACUCCGAGCCUUGGUAUAAAACUGUUGAGAGCCUGCACUUGUGGAAGGAGUCUUCCAUUGACGUUUUACUUAUUUCUAGUCCAAUGGGUAUGCUUGGAUUGCCGUUUCUUACUCGGAUGAAGGGUUUCUCUGCUAAGAUAUGUGCAACUGAAGCUACUGCUAGAAUUGGGCAACUUAUGUUGGAGGACCUUGUGACAAUGCAUAUGGAAUUUAGACAGUUUUAUGGGGCUGAAGAGUCUAAUUUUCCUCAGUGGAUGAGGUGGCAAGACGUUGCCCAUCUUCCCUCUGCAUUGAAGGAGAUAGUUUCAGGCAAAGAUGGAGGGAAGUUGGGUGGUUGGAUGCCUCUAUACAGUGCAGUUGACGUGAAGAAUUGCAUGCAAAAGGUUCACACACUUAAGUAUUUGGAGGAAACCUGCUAUAAUGGUACAUUGAUUAUGAAGGCGAUCAGCUCAGGCUUAGAAAUUGGUGCUUGUAACUGGGCACUUAAUAGUCCAAAAGGGGAUGUUGCGUUUAUUUCCAGUUCCAUCUUUUUCUCUGGGCAUGCCAUGGGCUUUGAUUAUCGCGCUCUUGUUGGAUGUGAUUUGGUCUUAUAUUCAGAUUUCUCAUCCUUGUGUUCCACAGAUGACAGAGAGAAUGAAGACCAUGAUCCGAGCACUAAUGAUUCUGCAUCUCUCAGAUCCUUAACUGACAUCGAUGAUAAUUCAGAGGAAAGCGAGAAACUGUCUUUUGUGUGUGCAUGUGCUGUUGAUGCUGUCAAAACCGGUGGUUCAGUCCUUAUUCCUAUGUAUCGAAUCGGGAUUCUUCUGCAGCUAUUGGAGCAAAUAUCAGCUUCAUUAGAUUCUUCGAACUUGAAGGUUCCCAUAUACUUUAUAUCCUCUGUAGCUGAAGAAUUGUUAGCUUUAACAAAUAUCAUACCUGAGUGGCUGUGCAGAGAGAGGCAAGAAAAGCUGUUUUCUGGUGAGCCGUUGUUUUCUCAUGUGGAGCUCGUAAAGGAGGAAAAAGUUCAUGUGUUUGCUGCAGUUCAUUCGCCUGAAUUAUUAACAAAUUGGCAGGAGCCAUGCAUAGUAUUUUCUCCUAGCGGGAGUCUGCGACUUGGUCCUGUUGUUCAUUUGCUUCGGCAUUGGUGUGGGGAUCAGAACUCGCUACUUGUUCUUGAGAAUGGAAUUGAUGCUGAACUGGCUCUUCUGCCUUUCAAGCCCAUGGCAAUGAAGGUUCUUCAGUGUUCAUUUCUCUCUGGAAUAAAGUUGAGAGAAGUUCAACCACUGUUGGAGGUAUUGCAACCAAAAGUUGUUGCGUUACCUGAGGAUCUGAAGAAGAUUUGUUUUCCAACGUCAAUGCUGUUCUCAGUUUUGCGCUACACCGAAAAUGAAACACUAAUUAUAUCAAGCUUGAAGAGCUCGGAGGUAGAGAUUCCAAUGGACUUGGCCACUCAAUUCAAUUUCAAAAAGUUGAAACAAGAACACAUUAGUGUCACAAGGUUAAAGGGAGAUCUCACCAUUGGACAUGGCAAACAUCACUUGCUCUCCGGAAAUAAACCGACGGACUUGAAAUGUAGGCACAUUAUGCACUGGGGUUCACCAGACAUAGAGCGCCUUUUUGCUGCACUGUCAAAGAUGGGCAUUAAGGGAACUGUAGGAGGUGGCACGAUGGAUGCUGAAUCUGAAAACUUUUCUCAGGUACAGAUCACUGAACCUAGUAGAGCUUGCAUAGAAAUCCGGGCGACUAGUACAGUUAUUAUUACCAUCGAUGAGAAUUUAGCUUCCCGUAUUUCGGAUGCUAUUUGUAGUGUUCUGGCUGGUAUUUAGGGGACAAAGAUAUGCUGUUACAAAUAUCUACUAGCAAAACAUGGUGAUGUCCUGUAAAUUAUCAAAUACUUGUUCAGUAACAUGCUCUGCAAAAUGUUAUAUUUUCGGAAGAAAUAUUAUUAAUAUCUCUUUUUCCACUAAUUUCUUGUGA